Larimichthys crocea (large yellow croaker) is the source of this 3092-nucleotide messenger RNA. It is a transcript of the gene tm9sf1, whose product is annotated as transmembrane 9 superfamily member 1. Gene Ontology annotation, cellular component: membrane. Lineage: Eukaryota; Metazoa; Chordata; Actinopteri; Sciaenidae. The transcript is spliced from 9 exons. Gene Ontology annotation, biological process: protein localization to membrane. Bases 520 to 2349 code for a protein of 609 amino acids. The record is from RefSeq and is a predicted model, not a curated record.
UGAGAUUGAAGGAAAUCCGGUUCAGCAGCAAAAUAACAGAGUCUCUCAGGUCCGGGGCUCUAAUUGUCUUAAUGUCGGUUUUUCGGUGGCGUUAAAGCACGAAAAUAAAACAUGUUAGCUGCUAGAGGCUUGUGAAGGAGGAGGGAGGUUUAUUACCGGCUACGAAUACCCGGUAACGUCUGCCGUGUGCUUUUGUUUCUCCGCCCACUCCGGAAAACUCAACCGAGUCGUCGUUAUUUUUAUUUUUACGGUGACGUGGAGUCGGACCCCGUCCUCUUCCUUUCCACACUGUCUCAUAUGUCAAUAGAAGUACUCGGUGCGCCCGCAUAUGAACGCAAUGGAUGCAUAAUACACCGGGGACACAGCGUUAAGAUGUUCAGCCGUGAGUCUUUACAUUGAAGGGCGCAUACCGGAGCAGAGAGGAGACCGUCGGGGCCUCAAGUGUGCGGAAUCCGGAGGACAGACAGGCUUUGUUGGAUCUGCAGCAAGCGGGAGGGACACACCAGUGAUACCGGGGUUAUGCACUGUGGAAUAGGAUACCUGCCAGGUGGCUGCCAGAGGACGAUGGGUCUGCACUGCGUCUUGAUCCUGUGCUUGUUCACAAGCUGGACAGCGGGCUACAAGCAAGGGGACAACGUGACUCUCUUUGUCAACAAAGUAGGCCCUUAUCAUAACCCCCAGGAGACGUAUCACUACUACACCCUGCCUGUUUGCAGGCCAGAGAAGGUGCAUCAUAAGUCCCUGAGUCUGGGAGAAGUGUUGGAUGGUGACAGGAUGGCAGAGUCAUUAUAUCACAUCCGCUUCAGAGAGAACGUUGACAAGAAAACUCUUUGCCAGCUCACCCUUUCAGAGAAACAGGUGGACCAGCUUCGCGAGGCCAUCGAGGAGCUGUUCUACUUUGAGUUUGUCCUGGAUGACAUUCCAAUCUGGGGGUUUGUGGGAUACAUAGAGGAGAGCGGCUUCCUGCCUCACAGCCACAAGGUGGGUUUGUGGACUCACCUAGACUUCAACAUCGAGUACAAUGGUGACUCAGUGAUCUUCGCUAAUGUCUCAGUAAAAGAUGUCAAACCUGUCCCUCUGGAGGAGGGGGCGGGUGCUGCCGUGGGUGGAGUUGGAGUCGGUGGAGGCAGCGUGACAGUCACCCACACCUACAGCGUGCGCUGGUUCGAGUCGCCUCUGCCUCAUGCCCGGAGGGCUGAGCGCCUCAGAGAUUAUUCAUUUUUCCCCAAAACACUGGAGAUCCACUGGUUGUCCAUCAUCAAUUCACUGGUGCUGGUGGUGCUGCUGCUGGGCUUUGUCAUCAUCAUCCUGAUGCGGGUCCUUAAGAAUGACUUUGCCAGGUACAAUGUGGAGGAAGAGGGCGGCUGUGACGAUCUGGAUCAGGGCGACAACGGCUGGAAGAUCAUACAUACGGACGUCUUCAGGUUUCCGCCUUACAAAAGCCUGCUGUGUGCUGUGCUGGGAGUGGGAGCUCAGUUCCUUACCCUUGCCACAGGAAUUAUUGUCAUGGCGCUGCUGGGAAUGUUUAACGUACACCGCCAUGGUGCCAUCAACUCUGCAGCUAUUGUCCUGUACGCUCUGACCAGCUGUGUGUCGGGAUACGUGUCAUGCAGCUUCUACACACAGAUUAACGGCCAGCGCUGGGUGUGGAACAUCAUCCUCACCUCGUCGCUAUUCUCCGCACCUCUCUUCCUGACAUGGAGUGUCGUGAACUCGAUCCACUGGUGGAGCGGCUCCACCCAGGCUCUGCCAGCCACCACCGUGCUCCUCCUUCUGGGUGCCUGGAUUCUGGUGGGGUUCCCACUCACUGUCAUCGGCGGCAUCGUGGGAAAGAACCGAGCAGGUAGCUUCCAGGCGCCCUGCCGAACUCGCAACAUCGCCCGGCAGAUCCCUACACAGCCAUGGUACAAACACACGGCUGUGCACAUGGCCAUUGGUGGCUUCCUGCCCUUUAGUGCCAUCUCAGUAGAGCUGUACUACAUCUUUGCCACUGUCUGGGGCAGAGAGCACUACACCCUCUACGGCAUCCUGCUGUGCGUCUAUGCCAUUCUCCUCUCGGUGGGCGCCUGCAUCUCAGUGGCGCUUACCUACUUCCUGCUGUCUGGCGAGGACUACCGAUGGUGGUGGCGGAGCGUGCUCAGCACCGGCUCUACUGGCAUCUUCAUCUUUGUCUACUCAGUUUUCUACUACCGGAACCGGUCCUCUAUGAGCGGCCUGGUGCAGAGCACAGAGUUCUUCGGCUACUCUCUGCUCACAGCGAUGGUGUUCUCACUGAUGCUGGGCAGCGUGUCGUUCUGGGCCUCGCUGGCAUUUAUUCGCUACAUCUACCGUAGCCUCAAGAUGGACUAGAUGUGAAAUAUGCGUACACACAGCUAUAAACACACAUUUCCCAUAGCACACAUGGACAAUCCUCAUUAUUUUGCUUUGUCAUACACAACACACACACACACCUCCUAUAGGGUCAAUGGGAGGAGAAACAGGGGCCUUUACCUUGAUUUGACAGGAGCUCAUCGUUGAAGUAGAGCUGUCAUUGUUGAAAUAAGCGGUAGUUGUUUUUUUUUGGAUGGAUGGACAAAUGAAGGGUGAGCUGGGGAGGGGGAUUAAAGGAUAAAAUGGAAUAUUUCAGUACAAAGGGAUGAUUGUAUCCCAUCAGGAGUGAAUGGAUCAGAUGUAUGAAGAUAUACGCGUGAAUGGAUUUAAUUGUUUUAUGAUGCAGGGCGGCAUCAUCUGCUCUCGUUCCUACUUCAUGGUCUAUCAAGGCUUGGCAGGACCUACACUUAUUCCCCGCAUUACAUGGGUUACCUGCUAUGAUAGCAACUCUGUAGUCUCGACUGAUAAUGCAGCAGUGUUGAAAUUUGCAAUUAUACUCCUCCACACUUAUGGCAGCAUAUUCAUAUAUAAUAGAAAUGUUUUGCACUGGCCCUGCCAAGCUCCACAUGGACCUGCAGUGGAUAUGAGAAACGAUGCCUUGUAGAUUAAAGAGUGGUUGCAAAAUUGUUGGUGAUGGGAGCAAUAUUGUCAUUGUAUUCUACGGUCACCAUUGUUGGUUCUGAUGUAAAUAGUCUUUUCAAUAAAAUGCUUUUAAUACAAUA